This is a messenger RNA of Nymphaea colorata (pocket water lily), 644 nucleotides long. RefSeq names its product 60S acidic ribosomal protein P2-like. NCBI's taxonomy places the organism in Eukaryota, Viridiplantae, Streptophyta, Magnoliopsida, Nymphaeales, Nymphaeaceae. The record is from RefSeq and is a predicted model, not a curated record. Gene Ontology annotation, molecular function: structural constituent of ribosome. Gene Ontology annotation, cellular component: cytosolic large ribosomal subunit; ribosome. The transcript has 3 exons. Gene Ontology annotation, biological process: cytoplasmic translational elongation. Bases 80 to 427 code for a protein of 115 amino acids.
CCUAGAAGGUCGGACGUCGUCUUGUUUUUCCGAUUCCGCGCGCACUUUUCUGCCGAGAGAGAGCGAGAGAGAGAGAGAGAUGAAGAUCGUUGCAGCUUACUUGCUCGCCGUAUUGGGCGGAAAUGCCAACCCAUCAGUCGGCGAUCUAAAGUCCAUCCUUGGUUCAGUUGGUGCAGAAGCUGAAGACGAUAGAAUAGAUUUUCUAUUGAGUGAAGUGAAAGGCCAUGAUAUAACUGAACUUAUAGCUUCUGGAAGGGAAAAGUUUGCUUCUGUCCCAUCAGGUGGUGGUGUUGCUGUUGCAGUGACUUCUAGUGGUGGUGGUGGUGGAGCAGCUGCAACUCCUGCAGCUGCAGAGCCAAAGAAGGAAGAGAAGGUUGAAGAGAAAGAGGAAUCCGAUGAGGAUAUGGGCUUCAGCUUGUUUGACUAGGUUGCUUCCUUGAUAAUUUGAAGGAAAAGCUAAAAGAUUGGGAUCAGAUGUUCCUGCGAGUUUAAUUGUUAACUAAUGGAAGCUUGAGUUUGCUUUUUCUUCGUUUUCUUUUUCUCCCUUUCCUCCAUUUUUUUUUCUGUUGAGCAGCUUUGAGGCACUGAUGAAAGAUUGAAUACUGCAGUGUUUCUAAUCCAAUUUUUUUAGCCUUCUUUCGAAA